Eimeria tenella is the source of this 561-nucleotide messenger RNA. RefSeq lists its product as uncharacterized. The record is from RefSeq and is a predicted model, not a curated record. Bases 1 to 561 code for a protein of 186 amino acids. The transcript has a single exon. Lineage: Eukaryota; Apicomplexa; Conoidasida; Eucoccidiorida; Eimeriidae.
AUGGAAAAAGGCCCUUUGGGCUGUCUCUGCCACCAAGUGGACACUGUUGACGGGCUAGUUUUCGAGAUAGAGCUGCGCCAGCUGCAGCAGCAGCCCUCCGGGGGGCCCCCAGAGGGGCCCCCCUGGGGGGCCCCGGAGGGUCCCCCGGGGGCUCCCCCAGGGGCCCCUAGAGAGCCGGGGGGCCCCCAAGAGCCUUGGGUGUACCCUGGCAAUCUACAGUGCGCACAGGAGUACUCAGGUGACCCUCAGGGGUACUUUGGGGGACCCCAGGGGUACUGGGGGGCCCCCCAAGGGUACGCAGGGGGCCCCCACGAAGACGUGGGGGCCCCCCAGGGUCACCUAUGGGGGCCCCCAGGAGGGUCGGGGGCCCCACAAGGGUACUUGGGGAGCCCCCAGGAAGACUUGGGGGGCCCCCAGGCGUACUGGGGGGCCCCCCAAGGGUACUGGGGGGCCCCCCAAGGCCUCUUAGAUGAGUGUUUAGGUGUAGAGACAGCUGGGGGGUGUUGGAAGGAAGAGAAGUUUGUUGUGGGCUGGCAGCAAAAGGUAUUUAGUCAAAUGUGA